Trachemys scripta elegans is the source of this 2247-nucleotide messenger RNA. RefSeq names its product relaxin family peptide receptor 3 (gene RXFP3). The coding region runs from base 811 to 2100 and encodes 429 amino acids. The transcript has a single exon. Gene Ontology annotation, biological process: G protein-coupled receptor signaling pathway; immune response. NCBI's taxonomy places the organism in Eukaryota, Metazoa, Chordata, Testudines, Emydidae. Gene Ontology annotation, cellular component: membrane. Gene Ontology annotation, molecular function: G protein-coupled receptor activity. The record is from RefSeq and is a predicted model, not a curated record.
CUCUUUAAAUGCAGCUAAUUCCAACAUAUGAAAUUCCAGCGCUGGGGAAAAGAAAGUCCGGGCGGGGAUUCUCCAGGAAGGUGAGCGGAGAGAGCGCUUGGGGAGAGAAACGCGUGCCGCGGGGGACUGAGUGUUGACGCUCUCGGGGGCCCCGCAGAACUCAGCGGCCGCCGAUGUGACGCUGGCUGGGAGGCAGGUGGAGAGAGCGGUCCCUGACCACAGCCAGGAUUGGCCCCUGGAAGGACCUCGGAGAGCUCCGGCCGCUGCGCACGCACCUCAGCCCGCUCAAGCGGGGGCAGAAGGUGAAUAUAAGCCGGGCGAGCCGACGGGAGGAGGUAGUGAGGGUUGGGAGCCGCGGGGAGGACAGACGCUCCUAGAGGCAGCAGCAGCGGAGCCCAGGUGGGCGCCUCCAGGACUGGGACCGUCCCUGCACCAGCGAGAGGCGGCUCCUUGUCCCACCGCAGCCCAGCGGUGCUGGAGUCUCCCUGCCGGCUGGGGCAGCGCCGCCCGCUCCCUGGGGGUCUGGGCUCGUUCUGCUCGGCCUGAUGUGCCCCACGGCGGGCACGGGAAGGGGCGCCCCGCCUGCCAGCGCCUCCCUGCGGGAGCUGCCUGCGCUGGGCACCUGAAGCGGCAGCCGCCGCGCUGCCCGUCGCGGCUGUCUAAGCUGCUGCCUCCCGGGCUAGACUACGUGCCGAGCAUGUGCUUUGCAGGCGAGGGGGACCCGUGCCAGCCACCGGCGCGUAGCUCCUGAUCGCAGCCUCUGGGUGGGCGGAGAGAGACCCGCUCCCUCCAGCCUCCCCCGGCCAUGGGAUGGACGCCCCGUGCGAGCCCAGUUACUGCUCGCUCGCCGUCAGCAUGAAGGACGCCGGGGAGGGAGCGUCCCUGGCCGGGCAGUUCGGCAACGGGACCAACGAGUCCCUGCAGGAGCUCUUCAGGAGCAUCAACCUGGAGCGAGCCGACGGGCUGCAGGGGGACAGCUCCGCCGUCCUGCGCAUCGUCAUCUCCAGCGUCUACUCGGUGGUGUGCGCCCUGGGGCUGGUGGGCAACCUGCUGGUGCUCUACCUGAUGAAGAGCAAGCAGGGCUGGAAGAAAUCCUCCAUUAACCUCUUCGUGACCAGCCUGGCGCUCACCGACUUCCAGUUCGUGCUGACGCUGCCCUUCUGGGCGGUGGAGAACGCCCUGGACUUCACCUGGCUCUUCGGCAAGGCCAUGUGCAAGAUCGUCUCCUACGUGACGGCCAUGAACAUGUACGCCAGCGUCUUCUUCCUCACCGCCAUGAGCGUGGCCCGCUACCACUCGGUGGCCUCGGCGCUGAGCAGCCGGCGGGGCAGCGCCGGGUGCUGCUCGGCCAAGUGGCUCUGCCUGCUCAUCUGGGGCGCGGCCAUGCUGGCCUCCCUGCCCCACGCCAUCUUCUCCACCACCGCCACCGUCUUCAACGAGGAGCUCUGCCUGGUCAAGUUCCCCGAGGGCCGGGGCAACAGCGCCCAGUUCUGGCUGGGCCUCUACCAGGCCCAGAAGGUGCUGCUGGGCUUCGUGGUGCCGCUGGCGGUCAUCAGCCUCUGCUACCUGCUGCUGCUGCGCUUCCUGGGCGAGCGCCACGUGGGCCGGGCCUGCGGCGGGCCCAAGCGGCGGGCCAAGGUGACCCGCUCGGUGACGGUGGUGGUGCUCUCCUUCUUCCUCUGCUGGCUGCCCAACCAGGCGCUCACCGCCUGGGGCAUCCUGGUCAAGCUCAACGUGGUGCACUUCAGCCCGCAGUACUUCCUCUCGCAGGCCUACCUCUUCCCCGUCAGCGUGUGCCUGGCGCACUGCAACAGCUGCCUCAACCCGCUGCUCUACUGCUUGCUGCGCCGCGAGUUCCGCGCCGCCCUGCGCCGCCUGCUCUGGCGCCUGGCCUCGCCCUCGCUCACCGCCACGCGCCCCUUCACCGCCACCACCAAGCCCGAGCCCGAGGAGCAGGCGCUGCGCGCCCUGGUGCCCGCCAGCCCGCUGCCCCCCGCCGCCGCUCCCCAGCCCGAGCUCCUCUACUACCCGCCCGGCGUGGUGGUGUGCAGCGGCCGCUGGGACGUGCUGCCCAGCAGCUCCGCCGAGCAGCGCUGCUGAGCCGCAGGGGGGCCUGGGAGCGAUGGAGGGGGAGGCUGGGUGCGGACAAUGGCCACGGGAUGGGCUCCAGGGAGUGUCCCAGGCCUGGAGGGCGAUGGAAGGGGUGUCUGUGAGGGAUGGGCUCUGGGGACUGGCCCAGCUGUGGAG